Molecule: messenger RNA, 6646 nt
Organism: Toxorhynchites rutilus septentrionalis
Lineage: Eukaryota; Metazoa; Arthropoda; Insecta; Diptera; Culicidae
Exons: 2
Coding region: 416-6646 (2076 amino acids)
Biological process (GO): DNA integration
Molecular function (GO): nucleic acid binding
Source: RefSeq, a predicted model, not a curated record
AUUAGGUAGCCCUGCACAACAAAGGCAGCCAACAGCUACAACGGUUUGACAUCUCGGCUUAUUGUUUUGGACGGCGGUGUUUACUACGGAUGCUUAGAAUAACCAUUGAAUGCGACAGAAAUUUAUAUUGGUUAGAAGAUACUGAAUUAAUCAGCGAAUAUUAAAAUAACCCAUUGAUAUAAGAAAUUUCAGCUUAGGCGAAUUGGACGAGCAGAGCGAAAUCUAUUGGAUAUAUUACGUUGUUAGUUGGACUUUAAGUAACUGGAAGGAAACUGAAUUGUAUGUAGAACAUAUUCUUUAUUCACCUAGUUUCUGACAGAUGUUAAACUUUCAGCUUUGAAGCGCUUCAUUAAUAAAGCUAUCAAAAUCAGCUAUUUUUUUCCGUCCACUACAACAAUCUUCAAAGAAUUCAAUCAUGAAUACAAAUGACUCUGUACAGACAGCUGAGUUGGAAAUGUCCGGUUGUGUAGCUUGUGAUAGGCCUCAUACUGCCGAUAAUUACGUUUGUUGUGACAAAUGCGACAAGUGGUGGCACUUCUCGUGUGCCGGAGUUACAGCUUCCAUAGCAAAUCGCGAUUGGAUCUGUUCGCGAUGUCUUCAUGUGCAAAACACACUCGAGAGUAUUUCUGUGACUUCAGCCAGGUCUGGGACCCCUAGUCAGAAGUUACGACACGAACAAUAUUUGGCCCGCUUAGCAGAACAACAAAAGUUGGAGAGGCAGCAAAUGCUAAAAGAGCACGAAUUGCAGAAAAGACACCUGGAAGAGAAACAUCAGCUGAUGAUCCUGCGAGAAGAGAGCGAAAAUCGUAGUGCUCGCAGCGGCCGCAGCGUUGUGAGCUCAUCUACUCGUACCAAUCAGUGGGUGCGCAAACACGCAGAGGAACCAAUAACUACAGCCGCGAACGAAGGCGCAGUGGGAGGAACCACUACCAGCAUCGAUAAUCUUCCAGCCACACAAUCAUUACCGAAACCGGUCGAUCAGACCGGGCAAUCAGUGACACCUGAAUUCACAGAGCCUUCGCUGGUCGAGAAGUUGCGUGAGGAACUAAAGCUUCGAGAAGAGGAGUCACAAGAGCAAAUUCAGGCGCUGCAAGCUCAAUUGACUCAGCUUCAGGUUGAAUUGCAACAACAUAAACAACCAAAUCAGCCCACGCCCAUUACGACGAAUAAGGGAGCGGUUCCUAAAGUCAGCGGGAAUAUUUCUGGAAGCACAAAGCAAUCUUUAUUCCAAAUCAACGGUGUGAAUUGGGAAAUUUCACCAGUGGAUAAUACGAUAUCGAAACCGAUCACAGCUCAAAUUUGCGAAGAGACACGGAAUAGUACACGCUUUAAAGAGCAGUCAGAUGGCACAUUUUCUCUAUUAAACCACCGUUGGUCAACUGCUCAGGAGCAGCCCGGAAAUUUUGCAGGAGGGAACAAACGCAUCGAUUCAGUCAACAUCGGUAAACAAAAUAUUCCAAACGUCCCUUUCGUACCCGAACAGCUGCGGAGUAACGUGCCCUCGGGACAAGAGAGUAACAAUUCUCAUACGGUUCCCCUUGUGGACCCACCGAAGAUUUUUUUCACACCUGGGCGAAACCACGCGCGCUCGGAGCAGAGUGAUUUUCACCAUCGAGUAGCAGCGGAACAAAUACAGUCUCAGGAUGGUGCUAUAACAAGAUUUGGGCCGUCACAAGAGCAACUAGCCGCCAGACAGGUCCUUCCACGUGAUUUACCCGUUUUCACCGGCGACCCCGCGGACUGGCCCGUGUUCAUCAGCAACUAUAAUUAUACGACGGAGGCCUGCGGGUAUAGCAACGGUGAAAAUAUGAUUCGCCUCCAGCGCUGCCUGAAAGGCAUCGCUUGGGAAUGCGUGCGCAGCCGAUUAAUCCUUCCAGCGUCCGUUCCUCAGGUGAUAGAGUCAUUAACGAUGCGAUUUGGCCGCCCUGAAAUACUCAUUGAAGAGUUCGUCGAAAAAGUUAAAUCCACUCCGAUUCCGAGGGCUGACAAACUCGAGACCAUGAUCGACUUCGGAACAAUGGUACAAGGACUUUGUGACCAUAUUGUUGCAGCGAACUUACAAGAACACUUAGCCAAUCCAACACUACUGAAAGAUCUGGUGGCCAAACUACCCGCAGAAUACAAAAUGAAAUGGGCAGGUUACCGAAAUCAAUCUCCUACCGUUAAUUUAAAGACAUUUAGCAUGUUUAUGGAAGGGAUUGUAGAAGAUGCAUACAGCGUGUCAUCGUUCAAUGCAAGCGAACGAUUAGUCAGACGUGAAAAGCAAAGACGAAUAGACCAGAGUUUCGUUCAUGCUGAUAAUGAGGAAUGCUUGGAAGAAAUAGAAAUUAAAAAGCGCCCCGUUGAUUCAGCGGGAAUUGAAUGUUUGAUUUGUCGGAAAUACGGACAUCGAGCGAAGGAGUGCAGGGUUUUCUGGGCCAUGUCAAUCGAUGAACGUUGGAAAACGAUACAAAGCAAAGCAAUUUGUCGUACGUGUCUCUUUGGUCACGGACGAAGGUCAUGCCGUAGCACCACUCGUUGUGGUGUCGAUGGUUGUCAGUAUCGCCAUCACCCAUUGUUACACCCCUCCUCCUCAGUACAAGCAGCUCAGAGGAAGAGUCAGACAGAAGAUCAUCAUGUGCAUCAAGAUCAACUAUCGAAACUUCUUUUCCGCAUCGUACCAGUUACCCUCUACGGUCGUACUGGUAGCAUAGAUACAUUUGCCUUUUUGGAUGAGGGCUCGUCUCUUACGAUGAUAGAGAGCAGUUUGGCGGACAAUCUCGAAGUCAAUGGCUAUGAUAAGCCACUAUGCUUGAAAUGGACGAGCAACGUGACCCGCGAGGAAAAGCAAUCCAGGCGAGUUACAUUUGAAAUAUCAGGAAUCGGAAAGAUGAAGCGUUAUUGGUUAAAUGAUGUCGGAACAAUCCAGUCACUAGACCUACCGGUGCAAACGCUACCAAUCAAUGACAUGAAACUGCACUAUCAACACCUUCAAGGAAUUCCAAUCGAAGGGUACCGUGGCGCUGUACCUCGCUUGCUUAUUGGAAUUGACAAUAUCAAAUUGACACUGCCUUUGAAGACACGGGAAGGAGAAGAAGGUAAUCCAGUGGCCGUGAAAACUCGGCUUGGAUGGUGCGUCUAUGGCGGUCAAAGGAACGCUAGAUUUCCCUCUGUCAACAUGCAUAUCUGCGAAUGCAAUAGAGAUGAAUCUAUGGAUGAAACGAUCAAGACGUAUUUUUCGAUCGAGGAAGUCGGGGCUCGUCCAAGAAACGAGUGUAUGUCUAAGGAAGAUCAACGGGCGUUAAAGAUACUGCAGGAAACCACAGUUUCAGUGGGCGAUCGAUUCGAGUCAGGCCUCCUGUGGAAAUUCGAUGCUUUUGAAUUUCCAGACAGCUAUCCAAUGGCCAUCAAAAGGCUGCACUGUUUGCAGCGUAGAAUGGAAAAGGAUCCGACUUUGAAGGAAAAUAUUCAACGUCAGAUACAGGAAUACAUCGACAAAGGUUAUGCUCAUCGUGCAUCAGUCGGAGAAUUAGCGGCUGUCGAUCCUCGUAGAAUUUGGUUCCUGCCCUUAGGUGCAGUAGUCAACCCAAAAAAGCCUUCGAAAGUUCGCCUUAUAUGGGACGCCUCAGCGAAAGUCGAUGGUGUUUCGUUGAACGGCAUGCUAUUGAAAGGGCCCGAUCAGUUGGCGUCUUUACCAACAGUUAUCUUCCAUUUUCGGCAACACCAGGUGGCAGUAGUCGGUGACAUUAGGGAGAUGUUUCACCAGAUUUUUAUCCGUUGGCUCGACCGGUACUCACAAUGUUUCCUAUGGUCCCCUGACUCUUCCCACGAUCCCGAAAUAUUUGUGAUGGAUGUAGCUACGUUCGGCUCAACCAGCUCACCAGCGACUGCACAGUUUGUGAAGAACACAAACGCUCAGAGAUUCGCACAAGAAUUCACUAGAGCCGUCGAAGGAAUUCUGUAUAACCACUACGUGGAUGACUAUCUUGAUAGCUUCCCCGACGAAGAAGAAGCCAAACGAGUGGCAACAGCCGUUAGAGAAGUACACAGAAGAGGAGGUUUCGAGAUCCGCAACUGGUGCUCCAACAGUCCGGCAGUUCUGAAGCACCUAGGAGAAAAUGCGAAAAAGGUUGAGAAAAAUCUCAAUUUAGAGAAUGCUGGUACUCCCAAACGUGUGCUGGGUAUGCUGUGGAACAGUGAAGAGGAUGUGAUCCAUUUCGAGACGACCAUGCGAGAAAACAUCAGGAAAAUAAUCGAAAAUGACACAAUACCUACUAAGCGUCAAAUCCUACAAUGCGUGAUGACUCUUUUCGACCCGUUGGGACUUCUUACACCGUAUCUUAUAUUCGGUAGAAUUCUUAUCCAAGACGUGUGGCGUGCUGGAACGAAGUGGGACGAGUUAGUGGAUAAUAACAUUUUUCAACGCUGGCGGGAUUGGGUAAAAAUACUGUAUGACAUAAAUAAAGUUCGAAUUCCCCGCUGUUACUUUCGUCGUCCAGAUAGCUUCAGCUUUGAGAAUGUCCAGCUUCAUGUCUUUGUUGAUGCUAGUCCAACUGCGUAUUCCUGCGCAUGCUACUUCCAUAUAAUUAACGCUCAAGGAGAGGUUGAGGUAUCGUUGGUUGCUGCCAAGGCGAAGGUAGCCCCACUCAAACAUAUGAGUAUUCCUAGACUAGAACUUCAGGCCUGUGUCCUGGGCUCGCGCAUGAUGAAGCUGGUGGUGGAUGGUCACACUUUCUCUAUCUCCAAACGGUAUUUCUGGACAGAUUCGCAAACAGCUCACACUUGGAUCAACAAGGAUCCUCAUAUAUAUCGACCGUUCGUAGCCCAUCGGGUUGCAGAGAUUCUGGAAACCACGAAACGAGAAGAAUGGCGUUGGCUCCGAUCUGAACUGAACCCAGCAGACGAAGCAACGAAAUGGGGCGUUGGGCCUUACUUCAACAGUGAGAGUACUUGGUUUAGUGGUCCGAAAUUUCUCCGGUUUCCAGAGAGCCAAUGGCCUCAUUCAAUACCAGACGAUUCAGGGGAAGAAGAGCUACGUUCGUGCUAUACACAUCAAGAAAUACACGCAUCGGGUAUGAUCAUAGAUGUAAAGCGAUUCUCUUCGUGGAGUAGGCUCCAACGCACAAUGGCAUACGUGCACAGAUUUGUAACGAAUUCUCACAAGGCGGCUGACGUUCGAGAUGUUGGACAUCUUACACAGAGCGAAUUGCAAAAAGCAGAAAUAACAUUGUUCAAGAUGACACAAUGGGAAUCGUAUCCAGAAGAGAUGGCUAUGCUGACGGGAUCUGGGAACACAGUUGAAAGGACUAGUUCCAUUUAUCAAUUCACCCCUAAGGUCGAUAAGCAGGGAGUCCUACGAGUCGAUGGACGAAUUGGAGCAGCCAAGCGAACUGCCUAUGGUGUAAAAUUCCCAGUGAUACUUCCUCAAAAACAUCACGUAACAAAUUUGAUUUUGGAAGAUUUGCAUCGAAAGUUUAAACAUGGCUAUAAUGAGACAGUUGUGAACGAAGCUCGCCAACAGUUUUGCAUCCCACACUUGCGGCGAGUUGUACGAAAUAUAUCCAACCGCUGCCUGCUAUGUAGAAUGCGAAAAGCGUGUCCGGUUGUUCCACAAAUGGCUCCACUACCCGAAGCACGACUAUCACCUUUUGUUCGGCCCUUCACGUACGUUGGAGUGGAUUAUUUCGGACCAAUCUUAGUAAAAAGAGGACGAUGUCAUGAAAAACGAUGGGUAGCUCUCUUUACGUGUCUAACUAUACGAGCAAUUCACGUGGAGGUUGUUUACAGCCUCACGACGGAGGCCUUCAUUAUGAGUGUACGUAGGUUCGUCAAUCGUCGAGGAGCUCCUAUAGAAUUACAUAGCGACAAUGGAACGAACUUCCAUGGCGCAGAAAGAAUUCUUCGUCAACAGAUAUAUGUUGGGUUAUCCGCUACAUUCACCAACGCUUCCACGACGUGGAGGUUCAUUCCCCCCGGCGCGCCCCACAUGGGAGGGUGUUGGGAACGUAUGGUACGUUCAGUCAAGUCUGCACUGUCAACGUCUUAUGGUGAUGAAAAACUAGAUGACAAGGCUUUCCAAACGCUGUUAGUGGAGGCUGAGUCGAUAGUUAAUAGUCGUCCACUAACGUACUUACCGCUACAGUCAACGGAACAGGUAGCUUUAACGCCAAACCAUUUCUUGCUCGGCAGUUCAUCAGGAGUUACACAGCCUUCGGUCCAACACAUCGGCGAUGCUAAUGAACUGAGACGAUCCUGGAGAACUCUGCAAAAGCAACUGGAUAGAUUUUGGAAGAGAUGGGUGAGGGAAUAUAUGCCGACACUCACGAAGCGUACAAAGUGGUUUGGAAAAACGAAAAACAUUCAACCUGGAGAGUUGGUGCUAAUCAUUGACGAUAGAAAGCGGAAUCAAUGGACCCGUGGACGAGUUCUAGAAGUGAUUACAGCAGCAGACGGUGCCGUCAGACAAGUUAUAGUACAAACCUCAGGAGGAAUACUGAGACGUCCAUCUUCAAAACUAGCUGUUCUGGAGUUUGUUGAAAGUGAUGUAACUUCGAAAGCCGAAGGUUCCAUUGGGGGGAGGAUGUUGCCGCCGCAAAAUACCCCUGGUAACCCGGACGAAUUAGGUAGCCCUGCACAACAAAGGCAGCCAACAGCUACAACGGUUUGA